This is a messenger RNA of Pneumocystis carinii B80, 1020 nucleotides long. RefSeq lists its product as hypothetical. The transcript is spliced from 6 exons. Gene Ontology annotation, cellular component: nuclear pore outer ring. The record is from RefSeq and is a predicted model, not a curated record. The coding region runs from base 1 to 1020 and encodes 339 amino acids. Gene Ontology annotation, molecular function: protein binding. Lineage: Eukaryota; Fungi; Ascomycota; Pneumocystomycetes; Pneumocystales; Pneumocystaceae.
AUGAGCUUAAUUUUAGAUUCGGAAUUAUUUGCUCUCCGGACUCACCCUUAUCAACCUGUUCUAACAGUUGGCACUUUGAACGGACGUGUUUCAAGUUAUUACUAUAAUCUUGAUGAACAAACAUAUCAUCAGGCAUGGUAUACGUACAGACAUCGUAUUGCCUGUCGGGAUUUGAGAUAUUCAAUGAGCGGAGAAGAGGAUACAAUAGAUAUUUUAUCGGUAGGAGCAGAUGGAAUGAUUAAGUGUGCCAAGAGCGAGACGGGGAAGGUUAUUUGGAGGGCAAAAAGGGCACAUAUGAAUGCGAUUAAUGUAGUAUAUUAUUUAUCAGAGAUGAACUUUGUUUCAGGAGAUGAUAAUGGAAAGGUUAAAUUAUGGGAUAAGAGGGUAAAAGAAAGUGUUAAGGAGAUAGAUGUUCAUAAGGAUUAUAUUUCGUCUUUUUUGGGACUGAAUGAGAAGGUUUUAUUAUCAACUAGUGGAGAUGCAUUUUUUUCAGUAGUGGAUUUUCGUAUAGACAAGUGUUUGCCAAUUUAUUCGUAUGAAUUUGGGGAAGAUCUUUUAUCUUCAUGUUUAGUUAAAUCAGAAACGAUUAAACCCAAGAUAUGUAUAGGGACAGUAUCAGGAAUGAUAAAAAUAUUUAAUAAAGGUGAAUGGGAUAAUGAUACAAGUCAAAUUUUGUUAUCUGGAAAGAAAAAUAUGUUAAGCAUUGAUGUUAUGAUGGCAUGGAAUGAUGAUAUUAUUAUUGUGAGUGGUAAUGAUGGUGUUAUAAGAGUUUUAAAUAUUCAUCCUAAUAUACCAUUGGGAAUUCUUGGUUAUCAAGAUUCAAGUGUCGACGUAUUGGCUAAAACAUAUGAUGAUAAAUGGAUAUUAAGCGGUGGAGAUAAAAAAAUAACAGCAUGGAAAGCAAAUUGGAGCAAUAAUCUUAAAAAACAUGAUAGAUCUAAUCAAGAAUUGUCAGAUCAAGUGCAUAAAAAGAAAUUAAUGUUGGAUAAGGAUAUGUCUUUUUUUGAAGGUUUAACAUAA